GUAGUACUAAUGUUGUUAUAGUUACGUCGAAUAACGUUACCAAGUAAACUUUUACAUGAAAUUUUAUAAAAGGAAGAUUUUCAUAUAUUUUUUAGUGUAAAUAUAUUGAAUUAAAAACUUAAGAAAGCAUUAAUAGGUAGUAAAUAGUUAUUUUACUAAUAAGUUGAUAAUUUUUAAAGAAUGAUUGGAAUUUCGUACAGAUCAUUUAAUUUGGUAAAAAUAAAAUGGCAUCAUCAGCAACGGAACGUAUUAAUUCUACCAAUCAGGCAAGAUCAGAAAAACUAGAAGAAACUACCCCAAUUCAAACUCGGGUGAUUCCAAGUGGAAAAAUUUAUAGGCAAAAAUUUGAUGCUGAAGUUCAACUGGUUCGAUCAUUAGAAAAGCAAAAAAGCGAAAUAAGAUUACAAUCCGCUCCGAGUGUUAAACUUGAUGAUAGAGAGCCAACUUUCAUGUCUAAUGUAGGAACAGCUACUAGAAGGAAAGAUAAACGAAUACCAGUAGCAAGUUCAAAUAAUAAAGAGGGUAUGUUAGAUAAGAGGCAACUGACUUGGGCCACAACUCAAUCAAAUGAUGACAGAAUAGAGAAUCCAAUUUUUUUUAAAUUUAUCGAAUCCAAUGCAAAAGAACCUGUAAGCGAGGGUGAAGAAGACGUAAAAGUCGUUGAAGGACUACCUGAUGUAAUUGCCCCAACAAAAACAAAUGAUUUGUCAAUUAUAGACAAAAUUAGUAAGAGUCGCCGAAGGCGGCAUGAAUCUAUCUUGGAGGACAUGCGUCAACAAUUAGCUAUAGUAGGAAAUAGGUUCGAACCGGAGAUAACUUCCGUUAGCGAAGACCUUAUAAAAAAGUUGACUGAAAAUGAUGAAUAUAUAUCACAAGUUUUUAAGAAGAUUGAAGAUGACGAGAGCUUAUUCACUUGCACGUUAGAAGAGUUGAAGUUAAUAUGGAGGACUGUUCACGAUCAGAGUGAGGAGCGAAAGAAAUGGAUUUGUGCUCUUGAGGCGGAACUUCACGAAAUAGAAGAUAAAAGGACUAUCGAGGCUCAAAAAAUUCUAUCACACCAUGCUGAUAAACUAUAUAAGAUAUCUUACCUAUUGGCCGCAGAUCUGGAAAAAUAUCUGGAUGCAGAUUCCCAACUUUUUCACGAGUCUCCUUAG
Molecule: messenger RNA, 1154 nt
Organism: Dimorphilus gyrociliatus
Lineage: Eukaryota; Metazoa; Annelida; Polychaeta; Dinophilidae
Source: the annotation of a GenBank genome assembly